GAUCACAGAAAUCACUCGAACGCGCGGCGCCUCCCGCCUCGCCGUUCGCACCCGCCGCCGCCGCCUGCCUCACCGGUCCCAUGGCCGCCGCGCCGUCGAGGUGCCUCCUCGUCACUGGCCCGCCGGGCGUGGGGAAGACGACGCUGGUCAUGCGGGUGUUCGAAACCCUCAGGGCCUCCCACCCGAACCUCACCAUUCGUGGCUUCUAUACCCGCGAGGUGAGGGAGAGUGGCGAAAGGGUAGGGUUCGAGGUUGUCACGCUCGACGGCCGAAGUGGACCGCUCGCCUCAUCCAAGGUUUCCAGCCCAGAGUCUGUUAGAGGGCCUACUGUUGGGAAAUACAAAGUAGAUGUAGCAUCUUUGGAAUCACUAGCAUUACCUGAGCUGCAGAUCAAGGAAGAAACAGAUCUCUUCAUCAUUGAUGAAGUGGGUAAAAUGGAGCUGUUCAGUUCAGCAUUUUUCCCUGCUGUAAUGAGAGUUAUUGAAUCCAAUAUACCAGUGCUGGCCACCAUGCCGAUUCCUAGAAAUGGCCAAGACAUUCCAGGAGUUGCGAGGUUGCGGAAUCAUCCUGGAGCGGCUAUUUUCACCUUAAAUACUGGUAAUAGGGAUAUGAUGAGAGAAACAAUCUACAAUCAGUUAAACUGUUUGUUGCAGAAGAGGUGAUCUGCUAACCUCCCUGUGUGCUUAUUUUGUUAGUCUGACAUAAGGAUGAAAUAAAAUCUUCCUUGUAUGCAAGAUCAAACCUAGAAGUUUCCUUUCACUAUUUGUACAAUAUAGCCUAUAAUAGAACUUGGUCACGUCUUAUGGUGUUGUACCUGAACCUGAAAUACCCUUUUCCAUGUUUAACGACCAAUGAAAAGACAGUCAGAUUACUGCGUUGUUGCUGUGUACUGGUAAAAUCUAAAUGUACAAUAAGCAUCUUGUUUAGUUUUUCUUA
Panicum hallii is the source of this 936-nucleotide messenger RNA. Its product is annotated as nucleoside-triphosphatase THEP1. Gene Ontology annotation, molecular function: ATP hydrolysis activity. The transcript is spliced from 6 exons. The record is from RefSeq and is a predicted model, not a curated record. The coding region runs from base 81 to 662 and encodes 193 amino acids. NCBI's taxonomy places the organism in Eukaryota, Viridiplantae, Streptophyta, Magnoliopsida, Poales, Poaceae.